CAGCACAGUGCUAUAGCCAGUUGAUUACAGUGCUAAACGAAAUACAAAUAACUCAGCAGAGUUUUUUAAUGCUGUUUGUUUUUUUCGUUUUAGUGGUGUGAUAGUUUAACCUUUACACCAUAAGGUUGCAAUUUAAACAUUUGCUGUGUUUAGAAAUUGAAUAGAAAUGAGCAGUCCUGACGCUGGGUAUGCAAGUGACGAUCAGACCCAGGGAAGGUGUUCGAUGUCAAUCAUGAUGCCUGGAAUUGGACACUGUCAGUGGACGGAUCCCUUAAGUCCUCUCGGGGAAGGGAAAAUCAAAAGUGAAGCCUGCUCUACCAGCUCCGGAAACCAGAACAGAGGCAAGACUGAACCUCGGAUACGGCGACCGAUGAAUGCGUUUAUGGUCUGGGCAAAAGAUGAACGCAAGCGUCUGGCACAGCAAAACCCAGAUCUGCACAAUGCAGAACUCAGCAAAAUGCUUGGUAAGUCUUGGAAAGCAUUGCCUGUGACUGAAAAGCGCCCGUUUGUGGAAGAGGCAGAGAGACUCAGAGUGCAGCACAUGCAAGACCAAACCCCAGUGCACUACAGCGGACAUUUUGAAAAGCACUUUGAAACAGACUUUAAAGUUAUAAAAAAUUUGUCAGGAUGUUAAAUUAAAAGAAAAAUU
Molecule: messenger RNA, 649 nt
Organism: Acipenser ruthenus (sterlet)
Lineage: Eukaryota; Metazoa; Chordata; Actinopteri; Acipenseriformes; Acipenseridae
Product: transcription factor Sox-17-alpha-like
Exons: 2
Coding region: 167-634 (155 amino acids)
Biological process (GO): heart development; positive regulation of transcription by RNA polymerase II; angiogenesis
Molecular function (GO): DNA-binding transcription activator activity, RNA polymerase II-specific; RNA polymerase II cis-regulatory region sequence-specific DNA binding
Source: RefSeq, a predicted model, not a curated record